Molecule: messenger RNA, 988 nt
Organism: Lontra canadensis (Northern American river otter)
Lineage: Eukaryota; Metazoa; Chordata; Mammalia; Carnivora; Mustelidae
Product: serine protease 52-like
Exons: 5
Coding region: 48-971 (307 amino acids)
Biological process (GO): proteolysis
Molecular function (GO): serine-type endopeptidase activity
Source: RefSeq, a predicted model, not a curated record
CUGAAGGCUUUCCAUUGACCUGAGUAAAGACCAGGGCCAAUGAAAGGAUGGAGGGAUGGAAAAGCAGUACUCUGCUGCUGGUUGCCCUGCUGCUGCCCUGGAUACACAGCUCCCUAGAAUUGACCUGUGGCCAAAGAAAAAGUAGCAGGCUUGAGAAGUCAGAAACUUUGGAAAUCGUAGGCGGGGAACCUGCAGACAUUACAGAUUUUCCAUGGCAGGUGAGUAUUCUUCACCGCAGGAGACAUAUCUGCGGAGGAUCGAUCCUCAGCAGGUGGUGGAUUUUAACUGCGGCCCACUGCUUCAUAAACAGACAUAAAUCUGACUUGGAGAUUAUACAUAGUGAAAGAAGCACUGGCACCAAGAAGUCGAAGAGGAUGAAAGUGGACAAGCUAAUUACUCACCCUUAUUUUGACAGCUGGCUCUUGGAUAAUGACAUUGCUUUGCUCUUGCUCAAAUCUCCAUUGAAGUUAGAUGCCGAGAAAGUGCCCAUCUGCCUUUCAGAGGUCACUGACAUAGAGAGCUGGAGAAAUUGCUGGGUGACUGGAUGGGGUAUUACCGUUCCUAUGAAAAGUAUGAGUCAACAGCUAAACAAAGUCAGCCUCGACCUGGUCAAAUGGGAAACAUGCUCCUCUGUUAUGUAUGUGCUCACCAGGAACAUGCUGUGUGCUAGGAAUGCUGAAGAAGGGAAGGACGCCUGCCAGGGUGACAGUGGGGGACCUCUGGUUUGCCAGAAAAAAAACAACGAAAGCAUAUGGUACCAGCUGGGCAUUGUCAGCUGGGGAGAGGGCUGUGGCCAGAAGGAAAAGCCUGGGGUGUAUACGAAGGUGUCUAAUUAUCUGUUAUGGAUUAACACGGAGACCACGCUCUCAGGAAGGCCCUAUAUGCAUGAGCCAGACUCUGGGUACAGUUUGCUUCAAUCACCCUGGGCCAUCUUGUUACUGUAUUUUGUGAUACUUCUAUUACACCUGUGAUUAAACACUGUAGAGCC